CCUUCCGGCCCCGGAGGUGUGUGGGAAAGUUGCUUGCCCUUGUGUCUAAACUCCGGUGAGGUUCCAUUCACACCUCUUGAUAGCAGUUCUUGUUUUGCUACUCUCGGUUUACUGCAAAAGAAAACAUUAUGACACAAGCUGUACGAUUCUUUCGCUGUACACUUCCCAUGGUUUCUCGGUGUGCAGCUUUUCGCCAGCCUAGCCGUUUCUACGCGGAAGCAGCGCCGGCUGCCGUUGCACAGAUGUCCUUCACGUUCGCUUCCCCAACCGAGGUGUUCUACACUGGAGCUAGUGUUAAGCAGGUUGACGUACCGACCUUGACUGGUGCAUUUGGAAUUCUCCCAGCUCAUGUCCCCACACUACAGGUUCUGAGGCCAGGUGUUGUAACGGUUUUUGAUGAAGAUGGCACAGCAACCAAAUACUUUGUGAGCAGUGGUUCUGUAACGGUCAAUGCAGACUCUUCAGUGCAGCUUUUAGCAGAGGAAGCUGUGCGCCUUGAAGAUUUGGACCUAGCUACUGCAAAAGCCAAUUUGGAGAGAGCUGUUUCAGAACUGACCAGUACUACAGAGGAGACUGCCAGAGUGGAGGCACAGAUAAAUGUAGAAGCUAAUGAGGCCAUAGUGAAAGCACUUGAAUAAACAUCUGACGAUGUUUCCUGAUGAUGCACCAAGAGGCUGCUAUACCCAAUAACUUUUUAUCAGUGAGAAUGUUUGCACAGUAUCUGUGAAUAGAAGACAAUAAAUACAUCUUGCUGAA
Protopterus annectens (West African lungfish) is the source of this 756-nucleotide messenger RNA. It is a transcript of the gene ATP5F1D, whose product is annotated as ATP synthase F1 subunit delta. Gene Ontology annotation, biological process: proton motive force-driven ATP synthesis. The record is from RefSeq and is a predicted model, not a curated record. NCBI's taxonomy places the organism in Eukaryota, Metazoa, Chordata, Ceratodontiformes, Protopteridae. The transcript has 5 exons. Gene Ontology annotation, molecular function: proton-transporting ATP synthase activity, rotational mechanism. Bases 129 to 638 code for a protein of 169 amino acids.